UUCAGAUAGAAAAGUUCGGUGAAGAGAUAGUUCUUGAGACUCAGCUCUCUCUCUCUUUCUCUGAGAAAGCUGGAGCUUCACGCACGAGAAUGGCUACUUCUUCUCUUGUCUCUUUCCUAUGCCUCUCCUCUCCCAAAACGAAAUUCAGGCCAAUGGCAGCUCUCAACAAAUCCUCCAGAACAUAUGAGCUGAAGAAGGGGCAGACCCGUCUUUACCAUAAGCUUCCCUCUGGUCUAAAAAUGGAGGUCAUCGAGCAAAGAAAAGAGAAAGACGAAAGAAGAAGAAGAAGCGAGAAAGAGAACCCACCAUUGGUUUUUGUUCAUGGAAGCUACCACGCAGCUUGGUGCUGGGCUGAGCAUUGGUUACCUUUCUUCUCUUCUUCUGGGUUUGAUUCUUAUGCCAUCAGCUUAUUAGGUCAGGGUGAAAGUGAUGAGCCUUUGGGAACAGUUGCUGGAACACUUGAGACGCACGCAAGUGAUAUUGCGAACUUCAUCGAGUCAAACCUUAGCUCUUCGCCUCCUCCUGUUGUUAUCGGUCAUUCUUUUGGAGGGCUCAUUGUUCAAUAUUACUUGGCAAAUAUCUCAAAUAAACAGCCGUUAGUUACUGAAGCUACAAAUGCAUAUCCAGACAUUUCAGGGGCUGUACUAGUUUGUUCCGUGCCACCUUCGGGUAAUAGCGGGUUAGUGUUGCGCUAUCUCUUUACUAAACCCGUAGCAGCCUUUAAGGUAACUCUCAGUUUAGCCGCUAAGCGUUUUCAGACAUCUAUUCCUCUUUGUCGGGAAACAUUCUUCUCUUCAGCCAUGGAUGAUCACCUAGUGCAGCGUUACCAGGAUCUGAUGAAAGAGAGUUCAAGGAUGCCAUUGUUUGAUCUCAAAAAGCUAAACGCAUCACUUCCGGUACCAAAACCAAAGGAAAAUUCGACAAACGUUCUGGUUUUAGGUGCCAAAGAUGAUUUCAUAGUGGACGACGAAGGACUGAAGGAAACCGGGCGGUUUUAUGAUGCCGAGCCGGUUUGUAUUGAAGGUGUUGCUCAUGAUAUGAUGCUUGACUGUUCAUGGGAGGAAGGUGCCGAGGUUCUUUUGUAUUGGCUAUCUAAGCCGAGAAAUCUACCUGCUUAAACUAACCGAACUGAAUUGAAAUUUUCGGUUUACAAUAUUGGUCAGCUACUUUUGGUCCUCCUUGUCCGCUUGUUGGUCCUCUUGAUCAGAAUUUGAAAAUGAUCUUCAGUUUACAAUAUAA
Messenger RNA from Brassica napus (rape), 1239 nucleotides. RefSeq lists its product as uncharacterized. NCBI's taxonomy places the organism in Eukaryota, Viridiplantae, Streptophyta, Magnoliopsida, Brassicales, Brassicaceae. The coding region runs from base 90 to 1118 and encodes 342 amino acids. The record is from RefSeq and is a predicted model, not a curated record. The transcript is spliced from 8 exons.